CUAUCACCCAUUUGACGCUCGUCCAUUAUGUAGAUAAACACCCUCCAGUCAGCCCCCGCAGAUAACGACUCCCGCCAUCCAUUCUUCACUUCUGCCAGUAGACCGACUUCAUGACUAUAGAAAACGAUAUGAAACCUAUAACUAAACACCCGCAAUACUAUCUCCGUGAUGGCAAUGUUGCCUUCGUGGUGGAGAAGCAGCUUUUCCGGGUGCAUCGAUAUUUCUUUGAACGGGAGUCAGAAUUCUUCUGCAACUACUUUACUGCAUCCGAGGAGUCCGAUGGAACCGACGACAAGCCGUUUGCUCUUGAUGUCAAGAGCGAGGAUUUUGCCAAGUUCUUGUGGGUUUGGUAUAACUCACGUUAUCGCUAUGGAGGACAGCCGAAGGACACUUGGCUUGUCAUUCUUACUCUUGCCGCGCGUUGGAGUUUCGAAUCAAUGAGGGAACUUGCCAUUCACCAGUUAGAACGCUUUUCAAUGAGUCCCGUAGAGAGGAUAGCUCUCUACAAGCAGCAUAAAAUCAACAAACGGCUACUUAUUCCUUCCUAUGUCGAACUCUGCAAGAGUCCGACGCUCCCCUCCCCUGCUGAAGCCGAGCAGCUUCAGAUGGAAACCGUUCUCAGGAUUGCUGCCGCGCGCGAACGCGCCCUCCUUCGUGCUGCCGAAGACGGCUGUCUUUCUCCCACCAGCGCGCUUCUCAGGGACGAAGAACUUGUCACAAUUAUCGAUGACGUCUUUGAGAUGGGUGGUACCACCGAUCACCCCGGGACCAACGGGACCAAUGGUACGAGCUCCCACUCCGGAUCCAAUUGUCCAACGAUCAAGACGCCCACACCCGCCACAAACAAGGUAGUCCCACAGGACAAGGGCAAGGGGAAGAGCUUCAAGUGAUCCU
This is a messenger RNA of Pisolithus orientalis, 894 nucleotides long. RefSeq lists its product as uncharacterized. Bases 111 to 890 code for a protein of 259 amino acids. Gene Ontology annotation, molecular function: protein binding. The record is from RefSeq and is a predicted model, not a curated record. The transcript is spliced from 7 exons. Lineage: Eukaryota; Fungi; Basidiomycota; Agaricomycetes; Boletales; Pisolithaceae.